AUGGGAGUCAAAGGACUGCAAUAUUUUGUGGAAGCCAAAUGUCCGGAGGCCUGUUACAAAGUCAACAUCCAGAAGCUCGCUGCCGAGUAUCGGAAUGAAACCGGCCGCGAACCCGUCGUCGUCGUGGACGGCAUGUCUUGUCUCAAGCGUUGGUACACGGACUUGGAGUGGAUUUACGGAGGACAAUGGAGAGAGUACGUGUCUCUACUCAAACGGUUCGUGUCGAGUUUCCGCAAAGCCGGGAUCAAGUUGGUGUUCUUCUUUGAUGGGCCGACGCCGGAAGUGAAGCGCCCUCUGUGGGUGCAGCGGAGAGUCCAGGGCGGAAGAGACAUUGAGGAUAUUUUCCGAGCCGUGAAGAAGAUGCACGCGAAGCCCACGGAUCCCAAGAUUUUCCAGUUCCCUGUGUCCAUGGGAAUGAUCACUCGAUUCAUCAUCAAGUACGAGUGCCAGUGCGAAACUUACACGUCAGUGAACGAAUGCGACAUCGAAGUGGCGGAAUACGCUGUUCGUCACGAAUGCUUCGGAAUUUUGGCACAGGACUCGGACUACAUGAUUUUCGACUCCGCUCCUUAUUACCUUUCUAGUCAGUUCCUGAAUAUUGAGUCCCUGGAAACUACGAAUUAUGACAGAGAAGCCUUCGCUUGGCAUCUCGGACUCAAUGUGGAUCAAUUGCCGUUGCUUGCCAGCUUGAUCGGGAACGACGUCGUCAAUUCGCAGGACUUGGUUUUAUUCCAUCGUCGGAUUUGCAAAGAUGCCAAGUUCGUCGGGAAACCCAGAGCCGAGCACAUCGUACCCAAACGGAUCUACGGGGUGUUGUUUUCUGUGCCGCCUGAACCCGUUGUUGACAAGAAGAAUGGCAAGAAUAAGGAGAUGCAUAGUGCUGAUCCGAACCGGAAGCGGAUUCGAGUGGCCGAGUGGUGCGUGUACAAGACGUGUGUGUUGGACGAGGCCGACUACGUUGACGUUUUGCCGCCUCCUGAAAAGUCAAAGUCGAUGGAGGUUCUCUGGUUGGACGAGAGUGAAGAAGUUGGUCAGUGGCGCUGGAAAACCUUUUGCAUUUGCUUGACUCCGAAGCACGAUGGAAAAUCGAAGCCGGUUUUGCACGACUGGGAAGUGAAUGCGUUCGUUGCUCAGGCCGUGUCUCCGAUUGCGAACAAUUUCCAAACCCUGCAUGUCUUGAAGUUGGAGCGGGUCGAUGCGAGACCCAUACACAUGGCGACCAUUUUCAUGAGAGGCGUGUCCAAUGUCUUGUUCCUCCUCGGAGUUUGUAACUACCCUGUUCCUUUGCAAGAGGUACUUCCACACGGGUACUUCGACGGAAAGCUGUUUCACCAUUACUACAUGAAGUCCAAGUUGGGCGCAAAGAUUUCCACAUUGUGUGAGAACAAGGAAGAAGUAAUGGAGCUUUUCUAUAAGCUGAAAAAUGCCAUUUGAAAUCUUUUUUUGUGCCAGAAAUGGGUUUUUCCUUGAUUGGUGUUAUUGUGGACAGUUUCCGAGACAAUCUGUUUCACAAUUUGAAAACUCGAAGGCCAUUUUGCUGAUUUUUCAGUUGAGAUCAUGGUUCUGCUCAAAUUUUUUUCCCUCACCGGAAGCCGAAGGUUUAUUUAAAAUUUUGUGAUCAUCUUCCCGGGAAUUGUGUUCGAAGAAAAAGUAUGAACAAUACUCGUAUUGCUCAGCGUAUAUAUGAUUAGUUGAAGCAAUCGACUUAUCGUUGCCUUCCAAGAAACGAAACCAAAAAAGAAAAGCAAAUGUAUCCAAAGUCGAACUUGUAUUCAAAUUGCGAAAGAAAAUGAAAGCUUCCAUAGAGAGGAAGAGAAUCCGUUUUAUGGUCAUUGUUCAGCGUAUUUCCGAGACUUUUUUCUCAGUCGACAGUCUUUAGAAAAAAUUUUCAAAGCAUGAGCUUUUUAGUCGUGAUACAUGAAAAAAAUAAAAAUUAGGAGAAGGAAAGUUGGCUGUUGAGAAAAAGAGGUUGGUCGAGAUGAACAGAGAUUUUGAAUGGGGCUCAUAGAACAGGAUAUAUUAUUCAUGUCGGUGCUCGGAAAAUAGUUAUUUGUGAAGCAAGUUAUCGUAAUUUAUGUAUUUACGCGAAUGUAGAACGCACUUGAUUGACGUAAAAUGAAAUUGCGUGUGAGAAUCAGUUGAAUCUAAUAUUGGAUUCGAAUUUAAAGUUCUGUUUUUUUUGGGGGGGCGUGAACCGAGAAUGUCCACCGAUUAUUUAUAUGAUUUCAGUAAGUCUUUAAUUCAUUCAAAAUGGUCUGAUGAAGAAAGCUGACAAUUCAGCGUGAGAAAAUUUUUUUCAAGUUUUAAGUAAGUAAUUUAUUCAAUUAUUCAUCUUUUUUUUAGUUGGUUUUAGAAUCAAUGGCGUUUUAUGUUCGCGUGAAUACAGUCGUAUAAGUAUUUCCUGAAAAGAAAGGAAGUUUUCGAUGUUUUUUGCACUUUUCGUUCAUUUUUUGCUGCGUUUUUUAUGGCAAUGUACUAUGCGCUUUUUUUUUAUACCGUAAUUUCUUGGAGAGCUUUUUUCUUGGGGUGGGGGCGGAACUGAAAAUAAUUUUAAGAAACUUGUUCAGCAACAAACAAGUUUUUUUUAUUGAAAUGAAAUUCCAGUGGAGGAAGGCGUUUCGAGAUUUGUUGAGUUGAUCUCGUUUUAAUGGUUACCAUGGCGUUAUACGGUUGUGAUGGGUUGUGAUUUGAGUGUCCGAAGACGAAACCUGUUUGGCAAUUUUUACUCCAUCUUCUCUUCCCUCUGGACGACAUUCUUUUGUGGCUCCGUUGAAUAAAUUAACCGUCGGU
Messenger RNA from Notodromas monacha, 2790 nucleotides. NCBI's taxonomy places the organism in Eukaryota, Metazoa, Arthropoda, Ostracoda, Podocopida, Cyprididae. The record is from the annotation of a GenBank genome assembly.